Blepharisma stoltei is the source of this 1099-nucleotide messenger RNA. The record is from the annotation of a GenBank genome assembly. Lineage: Eukaryota; Ciliophora; Heterotrichea; Heterotrichida; Blepharismidae.
AUGAUAAACUCCCCAAAAUGUUAUAUUAGCCAAUGCACAAGCAAGCCAUAUGGGAAAUGUGACUGCUCUGCACAGCCUGUGAUAUUUUGCAAAUCCCAUGCACUCCAGCAUAUCGAAGACAUAGAAAACGAAAAGCGGCACAGAUGCUUAAAGGUCUACUUUAAGCCAGACUCAGAUACCAAAAAUUUAAUUAACCAAAAAUUAAUUGAGAUGAAAGAAUCACUACAAAAUUUCAGAACCAAGCUUAUUAGAGAAUCUAAAGAAAUUGUAGAGGUUGUAAAUUAAGUUAAAAUUAUAAGGUCAUAGGUGGAUAGAACACUAGCCUACUUAUCUGGCGUAAAUCCAUGUAACCAAAGGAUUACCUCUCUAUGCUAGAGCCACUCUUGCGGAUACUCCAUUAGUCCUGAUAAGCAAAUAUUAAGUGGGAGGCAAGCCAAUCUAGCCCAUUGGCAGGGACAGGGAAAAUUUGGGGAGAAGAAAACUUCCCUCUUCGGCAGCAUCCCCAAACCUGAAGGUCUAUUUCAAAAAGUGGGAGAGGCUAUUUUCAGUUUCAUCAGGGUAGUCCUACUCCUCCAUAGGGAGUGUGUCUCGAAGUCCAUCUUCUGUUGACUUCACCACUUUAUUUCUAUACUAAUUGCCCGAGGAUGGAGCUAUCUUGCGCCAUCCUCGGGCAAUUCCUAUAGAGGCUGUAAGGCAUUCCUUAGACAAGGCACUUAGCUAUGUAAACGAUCUCGAAGAAAAAUUCAACAAGCUAAUUGAUGAAACGCGCUCAGAAGAAGUAUACGAAUCGCCUUCAGAAAACGAUUUCGAGAGCAUUUUUAAACUGAGCCCUUCAAAAGCAGAAUUAAAACUCAAAGAUUGGCAACUUUUAAUAACAAAUAUUGAUUCAAAUUCUAUAAAAGAAAAUGUGAAAGAUGUAAUGAAUUUGUCAGCCCCUGUGUUUUUUAAGAUGUUUUAUGAUAAUAGGAAAUCUAGCCGUAAGAGUUCAAUAACAGCUGAAAUAUUUUGGUUCAUCCAUUGAUCGGAACUUUUCAUAGUGUGGCACUUACUUGGGAAAUUGAUAACAUGCUAUUUUCUUAGGGGAACGUUAGUACGCUAG